Messenger RNA from Miscanthus lutarioriparius, 402 nucleotides. Lineage: Eukaryota; Viridiplantae; Streptophyta; Magnoliopsida; Poales; Poaceae. The record is from the annotation of a GenBank genome assembly.
AUGGCUUCAAAUUCAGUUGAAGUUGAUUCAGAUGCGACCAUCUCUGACCUGAGUUCAUCUGGUGUCCUGGUUGACGAAAUACCUCCUCCUGUGCUAGAUGCACAAGAAGAAGAGGUUGCAAUGGAACAACGGAACAAAGAGACUUACAUUCAUAAGGACUACCGCCACCAGUUCCGUUCCAAAGGUGAAGUUGAACUGUUUGUGGAAUCUGAAGGAAUCGAAAAUGGCAUAUUUAAAGGAAGAAAAUUACAAAAGAAGAAGAUAGCUGGUAUGGAUGCUCAAGAUGCCGGAACAAGUAAAUCUGCUGGAAGAAGAGCAUCUGCCAACCAUGCUAGACCAAAAUGUUCGCUUGGCCUGAGUCGUCCAAUGGAUGAUGAAGAGAUGGCUCCUGGUUUUCCUUAG